AUGCAAAAAAGGCUCCGCCCAUAUCUUCAAAGUUCACCUACAACCGCAUCAAAGUCUGCAUUUGCUGUGCACUACUUCCGCAUCAAGAUCACUGUAUUAUGUCACAGUUCUCAUAUUUUCUCUACCUACACCUACAAACGAGUCUACACCUAUCUGUAUCAAAUCUAUAUUUGGGCUCCAUCAAACUAUAUUUGCACAUCUGCGUUGAAAAUCCAAUUUGAAUCCAUAAUCAUAACUAAUCUUAAUACAAUUUUCAGAUACCCUGGUGUUGAGCCGGAGCAAAUAUUCAAUGUCAUAUUAGGACAUUAUAAUCCCUGCCAAAUAGACGAGUUGACAAAACGUGUUUUUGGCAUCCAAAAGGUUUAUAUUCAUAAUAAGUAUAUAACAAAUGGUACAUUUUUUGAUAUUGCGUUGCUGAAAUUAGAUGGAGAUGCUUCCAUGUUUACAUCUAUAUGCCUGCCAGAUAUACGAGGCGUAAGCAAACCUCGAGCGGCCGAAAUUGUGGGCUACGGCGCGACGGUGGAGGGUGCCCUCAUCGAACCGUGCGCCAUGCGAACGGCGAUCAUCAACCUGUAUACUAAACGCGAGUGCCGAGCCUCCGACAAUCCGCCCUAUUUUUGGGGACCAGGAAUACUGUGCGCUGGCAUCAAAUCUGGAUAUGUCGACAGUUGUCAAACACCACAUUGUGUACAAGCAGCAGAUAGAUUUUACUUAUGCUCGGUGUCAUAUGACAACAAUGUUUCAUAUAAUAUGUAUUAUACACCGGAGGGAGACAGUGGUGGCCCCUUACAAGUUCUUGUUAACGGAAGGUAUGUGUUAAUAGGUAUAGUUUCUUUUGGAAUCGGAUGUGGCCGACCAGGUAUGCCAGGAGUGUACACGGAUGUAUCAAAAUAUUUAGGAUGGAUUUCAACAAAAAUCAACGACAGUGCUGAAAUCUAA
Molecule: messenger RNA, 939 nt
Organism: Ctenocephalides felis (cat flea)
Lineage: Eukaryota; Metazoa; Arthropoda; Insecta; Siphonaptera; Pulicidae
Product: coagulation factor XI-like
Exons: 7
Coding region: 1-939 (312 amino acids)
Biological process (GO): proteolysis
Molecular function (GO): serine-type endopeptidase activity
Source: RefSeq, a predicted model, not a curated record